CAACAACAACAACAACAGUACAUGAGCGGGGGUCUCACUACCCAACAGCUCAUGGCCAGCAUGCACCUUCAGAAACUCAAUACGCAGUACCAUGGACACCCGCUGGGACACAUGAACGGCAACCACAUGGGGAACGGUGUGCAGUUCCGCAUGGGUCAGGCCCAGUUGAGCAACAUGCAGCAUAUGGCCGGCCCGGCUCUCAGUCUCAAUGGCAUGGAUGCCGAUUUGAUCGACGAAGAGGUUUUGACUUCGCUGGUCAUGGAGCUAGGACUGGACAGGGUGCAGGAACUCCCUGAACUCUUUCUGGGACAGAAUGAGUUUGACUUUAUCUCGGACUUUGUGAGCAAACAGCAGCCGAGCACCGUUAGCUGCUGAGACUGGAACAUAUGGAUGCUUGAAGGCGGGAUGGGCAGCAAAAGUUGCUCUUUCGAUCUAUUUUUUGUGAUCGCCAUCAACAAGACAAGAGGUGAUCAGAUGCCUCUUUCCCCACAGAGCUCCUGUCCGGACUACAGUUCUGUUUCUGUCUGGAACGCCGAGCGGUGUUCCAUGGAUGAAUGUAACAACACUUCAGAACUGUGAAUUGGUGCAAUGUAUAGACACUCAAACCUUAUUUGUCUUCAAUGCAGUUUUACAUUUAAAAAUGUAUUUAUUUAUUGCUUAUCAGAUGUAUU
Sinocyclocheilus grahami is the source of this 671-nucleotide messenger RNA. RefSeq names its product cbp/p300-interacting transactivator 3-like. Gene Ontology annotation, cellular component: nucleus. The transcript has a single exon. Gene Ontology annotation, biological process: regulation of DNA-templated transcription. The annotation marks the transcript as partial. The record is from RefSeq and is a predicted model, not a curated record. Gene Ontology annotation, molecular function: transcription coactivator activity. NCBI's taxonomy places the organism in Eukaryota, Metazoa, Chordata, Actinopteri, Cypriniformes, Cyprinidae.